Molecule: messenger RNA, 679 nt
Organism: Caenorhabditis angaria
Lineage: Eukaryota; Metazoa; Nematoda; Chromadorea; Rhabditida; Rhabditidae
Source: the annotation of a GenBank genome assembly
AUGGAGGAAACAGUGAAAAUAUCUAUUUUGAAUGUAGUUGCUGUCAUUAUAUCUGCAUAUUUUGCUGUGGAUAGUGCGAGAAUUAUUAGCGCAGUUGCUACUUUCGUGAGUUUUUGUGAAGUUUCGAAAGAUUUUAAAAAGUAAAAUUUUCAGCUCAAAACAAUUUUCAAAGAGAAAGAGGAUCCUGCAAUAACUCUAUUGAAAAAUAAAAUUAAGAAUUUGAAAAAAGAAUUAAACGAUAUUUCACCAACCAAUCAGUUUGCCGCGUAUUUCAAAAAAGAUAGAGAAUUAAAUAAAUUGAAUGAUGAGUUGGAGCAAUUGCAAGCUACAAAAAGAACUGAAACAACAAAGAAUCUCAAAAUAGAAGGCGCAACACGUGUAGUCAUUCAACUUGGAGCUCUUGUUCUUCUUCGAUAUGUUUCUGGUAUAACUGUGAGUUUAUAAUAUUUUCAUUUCAUAGAAAAUAAAUUUGUUUAUAAAAACUAUCAAAUUCCAGGCUUUCUGUAUUCCUGACAACAUAUUUUGGCCGUUCAAUUUUCUUAUUCGAUUCCCAGCAAUUUUUGGAAAUGACACAUGUCCUGGUGAAUUCGCAGAAGUUUCUGGUUUUGCUCUAGCAUUCUUAGCAAUUAAUCUCGGUUCAAGAUUUUAUCAUCGGCUUUUCAAAGCUAAACGGGUUUGA